Molecule: messenger RNA, 915 nt
Organism: Chlorella variabilis
Lineage: Eukaryota; Viridiplantae; Chlorophyta; Trebouxiophyceae; Chlorellales; Chlorellaceae
Exons: 9
Coding region: 1-915 (304 amino acids)
Biological process (GO): peptidyl-L-cysteine S-palmitoylation; protein targeting to membrane
Cellular component (GO): endoplasmic reticulum; Golgi apparatus
Molecular function (GO): protein-cysteine S-palmitoyltransferase activity
Source: RefSeq, a predicted model, not a curated record
AUGGACGUCACGCAGCUGGAUGUCUUUAGGUUCUGCCGCUUCCUACGUCAUGUCGGGAAGAUCAUGGUUGUGUUUGUGCUGGCGCUGGUGCUCGCCAUCUACUACUCGACCAUGAAGCACGGCAUAGUGCCAGGCAUGCAUUCUAGCAGCGCAGGAAUAGCGGCGGCAGCGACGCUGGGCGCUGCGCUGUACACGGGGCUGGUGGUGCUGGUGCUGUGGAGCUACCUGGCCUGCUUCCUCACCCAGCCUGGCCACGCCGCCGCCGCCGAGCUGGAGGCCUGGGAGCAGCUGGCAUACGAGCAGCAGCAGCGGCGGCAGCACCAGUGGGAGGGCGAGAUGGGGCGCGUCGCCGUCAACCGCCCGCGCUACUGCCGCAAGUGCAAGGCCUGGAAGCCGCCCCGCGCGCACCACGACAGCAUGACGGGGCGCUGUGUGCUGCGCAUGGACCACUACUGCAUCUGGGUGCUCAACUGCGUGGGCCUGCUCAACUACAAGUUCUUUGCCCUCUUCCUAUUCUACGCCUGCCUGGCGUGCACAGCCAGCGCUGCCCUGCUCAUCAAGCCCUGCAUGGAUGCCUUUGGCACGUCCAGCCCCACAGUUGGCGGCCUGAUCUUGACUUUCAUCACCUUUGUGUUCAGCGUGGCAUUCAGCCUGGCGCUCAUGGGGUUUGUGUUCAUGCACGGCCGCCUGUGCGCACGCAAUAUGACCACAAUAGAGGCGUACGAGAAGCGGCCAGUCAACCCGUGGCCCUACGACCAUGGCACGCUACAAAACUUCCAGGAAGUGUUUGGGCGCGACCGCCGCUACUGGCUGCUGCCGAUGCACACGCCGAACUAUGCGCGCAGCAUGCUGGACGAUGCGCUUCGAGUGCCGCCACCCCCCGAAGAGCUGCUGGGGAUCCGCGAUACCGUCUAG